CGGUAGACAGAUUGAUGGGAUUAUUUGCAUUAGCAGCAUUUAUUUGCUUUAACUCGUGAAUAAUCCUCUCACAAAUGCGCAUUGGCUCGAUGGAAAUGCACGAAAUAAAUGAGCAUUUAUACUGGAUUUUCUAAUUUGCAUUUGGCAACGCUGUCCAAAAUUGGCAUAUAUUUUCUAUUGUGAAUGGUGACUGUGGUUGACAGCACGGAAAUAAUUAAAAGAGAAUCCGAAAACAAGCAUAUCAGAAAUGGCCAGCGACAAAAAACGCAGUACUUGGAGCACCAGCGACGAGAAAGUGCUAUUGGAUUUAUGGGCGGAACGUGCGGAUGACUUGCGACGGGCGAAGCGCAAUCUGCAUAUAUAUGCGGAUAUAUCGACACAGAUGGCGUCAAAGUUUAGUGCAAAGGAGGUCCACAUAAAAAUAAGAAACAUGACCCAAAGAUAUAGAGAAGAAAAGAAAAAGGUAGGACCAUCUGGUGGGAGUCCCUCGCUGUGGAAACAUUUUGACGCAGUCCACCAAAUCAUCGGUUUCAACGCUGCAAACAACGCUGAGAUUUUAGAAUCUUUUUCAAUGGAUAUAUUGACAUCAGGACCGCAGCCGGUGCCAUCACCAUCAAGUUUAGCGUCCCCAUCCCCAGUGCCUCAGUCGUAUCCAUACGCUGCUGCUGCACCGUCAUCAACCGCAGCACAUCCAUCGCCACCAACCGCUGUACCUUCACCGUCACCAUCGCCUCAAACUUCGUCACCGCUUUCGUCGCCGGUGGAGUUGUCCAGUUCUUCGCCACUUGACACUUCGACUGCAGCUUCCACAUCCUCUAAAAGGAAAAGAAAUUAUAUGGGUGAGGUGGUGCAAUUAGCUAAAGAGCAAAACGAGCUGUUAAAAGUGGUCAUAGACGACGGAAAAGUUUUAACAGCAGAAUGCGUUAAUGCUAUUAAAGAGCAAAGUAGUGCGACAAAAGAAUUUAUUAGUUUAAUGAAAAGCGUUUUGGAAAAAAUGUAACUUAAAGUAGUAUACAGUAUCGGUCAUAUCUAUAGCACGCCAUUUCAAAGUGAUAU
This is a messenger RNA of Rhagoletis pomonella (apple maggot), 1056 nucleotides long. RefSeq names its product mediator of RNA polymerase II transcription subunit 15-like. Bases 248 to 1000 code for a protein of 250 amino acids. Gene Ontology annotation, biological process: positive regulation of DNA-templated transcription. NCBI's taxonomy places the organism in Eukaryota, Metazoa, Arthropoda, Insecta, Diptera, Tephritidae. The record is from RefSeq and is a predicted model, not a curated record. The transcript has 4 exons. Gene Ontology annotation, cellular component: nuclear body.